Molecule: messenger RNA, 525 nt
Organism: Pseudozyma flocculosa PF-1
Lineage: Eukaryota; Fungi; Basidiomycota; Ustilaginomycetes; Ustilaginales; Ustilaginaceae
Exons: 1
Coding region: 1-525 (174 amino acids)
Source: RefSeq, a predicted model, not a curated record
AUGCAACUCCCCGCCCUCCCCUUCUCCACCGCGCCGUCCCAAUCAAUUUCAUGGCAACAGCUACGGGUGCUCGCAACCUUCGACCUCGGUGGGCUCCGCCUCUCCCUCUCUGCUCGACUCGACUCGAGCAGAAGGCGUGGCGAGGCUACCGUGCGUCAUAUGUCGUUGGCAUUUCGCUUGUCCCGCCCCCGUUCUCGCCAGGUGCUCGGCGGCCAUUCCGACUCCUGCCUCGUGCCGUCAAUGGCAGGGGCAGGGUUGAGAUGGCCCGGCUGCUCCGAACGAGCGGAAGCGAGGCAAGCGGAAGCCGACGACAGGGGAUGCAGGGCUGAGAUACAUACCGUCAUCGUCCGGACGAUUCUCGACCUCGGCCAAGCGGCACGGCCCGUCCUCUGUCGCGCUCCCGUUCCCUGCUCCGCUGGCCCCCUCGCGGGCGAGCGUGAGCGGGGGCAACAGUGGCGAUCAGCGAGGCGGGCCGUGGAUCCUGCGACCGCCGAGGGUCCGAGUGUCCGGUACGAUAAGACCUGA